CCUCGGCCCGGCCGCUCCGCCGCUGCUGGCCCCGCCCCCGCCGGAGGCUUCUUCCCUUCCGCUUCCGCCCCGCCCGUCGGCCCCUUGCCCCGCACCAAGAUGGCGGAGGCCGCCUCGCGCCCAGGGUCCGUGUGGAGCCAGAGCCUGGAGCGCCCCCUGGCGGCAGCUGCCCUGGCGUGAGGGGCCCAGCACCUUCCCCCCACCUUGGGCAGGCAACAAGCCGGCAGUUCCCAGUCCCUUUGGCUGUGCUCUCCCCCAGUGAGGGCGCGGCCGCCCCAUGGCAGAGAAGGGCCCCUGCCCCGGGCUGGACGCCUCCCUGCGCAGCGAGGACCUGCUCAGCGACAUGGAGCCGCUGCCCCUCUCGGUCCCAGCUACGCCGGCCCAGCCCUUCGGCUCCGAGGUGACGGCCCAGCUCUACGCCUCCCUGCACCGCAGCCGUCAGGCCGAGCUGGACGCCUGCUCCCAGCUGCAGCCGCCCGACCUGGAGGCCCUGGCCGAGGAGCUGAGCCGCACGCUCUCGGCCGGGGUGGAGGCUAGCGCCCGCAGGAAGCAGGGCGGGGAGUCGCGGCAUGUGGCCGAGAUGGAGACCGUGAGGUCGCGCCUGCGGACCAUGCUGCAGGAUUCCCGGGAGCUGCCCCCUGGGGGCGCCCUUGGCCUGGGGACGGUGGAGCGGAAGGAUGAUGACGACUCCUUUGAGAGCGACAGCACCACUGCCCUCCUCGCUGCCAGGCCCCUGCAGGAGCUGUCCCCGUCCGGCUCGGUAUGUGGCCUGGAGGAGCUGUUUCCCCGCUACGCCAGCCUGCGCAUGGGCACACCCCCUGAGCCCGCGCCCGCCACGGAGCCCCUGCUGCUGAAGGAGGCGCUGGCCAAGGAACGGGCCCGCAGGAAGCACUGUGAGCGGCACGUGCAAGGCCUGCAGACCCGAGCCCUGGAGCUGCAGCAGCAGCUGGCCGCAGCCAUCUGCGCUGACAUGAAGAAGGACAGUAUGAUCGAGCAGCUGGACAAGACGCUGGCCAAGGUGGUGGAGGGCUGGAACCGGCAGGAGGCAGAGCGGACGGAGCUGCUGCGGGGGCUGCAGGCGGAGAAGGAGGCGGUGCAGCGGGCACUGAGCGAGCAGCGGGAGAGGGUGUCUCAGCUGGAGGCGCGGCUGGAGCAGGCGCUGGAGGACCUGAGCCGGGAGCAGCAGGCGGCGAGACAGCAGCGCGAGGAGGCAGCAGUGCUGCAGGAGGAGAAGGCGGGGCUGCUGCGGAGCCUGGAGGCGGAGCGCCAGCGGGGGCGGGGGCUGCAGGCGGAGCGGGAGCAGGGGCAGCGCCAGCUGGAGGCGCUGCGGGCCACGUUGGAGGAGCAGCAGGCGGGCUGGGCGCAGCGGGAGCGCCAGCUGGAGCAGCGUUGCCAGACCCUGCGGGAUGAGAGCAUUGGACAGCUGGAGCGAGAGAAGGCGGCCGUGCAGCGGGAGGCCCAGCGCGCCACAGACGCCCAGCAGGUCCUGGCCUCAGUGCAGGCCGACUCCCAGCGCCUGGAGAGCGAGCUAGAGGCGGCACGGAGCGAGCGGGACGGGCUGCAGAUGGAGAUCAGCCUGGUGAAGGCGCGGUGCGAGGCCCAGAAGGCGAAGCUGGAGGCGGAGCUGAAGGUGGCGCUGGAGCAGCAGGUGACGGAGCGGCUGGCGCGGGUGCAUGAAGACAGCCUGCGCCAGACAGGCGCCAUGCGGGAGCAGCACAGGAAGCAGCUCCUGGAGCUCAGCGGGCACCACGAGCGGGAGUUGGGCAGUCAGCUGGCUCAGUUCCGGGCUGAGCUGGCAGAGCGCGAGGAGCGUCAGCGGCACCUGGUCGAGGACUACGAGCUGAGGCUGGCCCGGCAAGAGGAGGCGGUGCGGGAGCUGCAGGCCGGGAAGCGGCGGCUGGAAGCCCAGCGAGCUGACAUGGUGGCCCGGCUCCAGGCCAUGAUGCAGUCGCACUGGAAUGAGGCCCUGCGCGUGCUGACUGGAGAUCCCUCCUCGCAGUCCCCCACCAAGGGCCCCCGCCAGCCUCCCGUCUCCGACGCCGCCUCCCUGUCGGAGCCGGAGCGCCUGGGCCCGCCCCCCAGCCCCGCCCUGCCCGGGAAGCUGGAGAGCUGGCAGGGGGACCCCUGCAGCGGUGCCGGGGAUGGCGAAGCGGGGGGCUGGGCCUUCGCCCAAGCAGUGCCCCUGCAGCCCAUCACCCAGCGCAGCUCCCUGCCGGCGGCGCGGGGCCCCGAGCGCUUCCUGCCCCUGGUGCCCAGCGGGUACGUCUCCUCCGAGCUGGCACAGCUCCUGAACCAGAGCCUCCGGAGCCAGCCGGGCUUCCAGCCGCUGGAGCCUCAGCUUGAUGACUCCGCCGGGCCAGGGCUGAGCUUGCACCCUCCUCACCUGGCGGAGCACCCGUACCUCGAGGACGAGGGGGGGCCCAGCGAUGGCGAGACCCCCCCGAACAGCAGCCUGGAGAGUGGGGGGCAGGUUCCCCCCGGCCAGCUGCACUCGGAGCUUCAGUACUAUAUGGCACUGCUGCUGGAUCAGAUGCCGAGUGACCCCCGCAGUCAGGAGAGGCUGGGGGCUGUGAGCCCCCCCCGCCCCACGGGCCAGGCCCAGCCCCACGGCCAGCCAGGCUUGGCCCGGGAGGACCAUCCCUCGCUGUGGGAGACGCUCCGGCCCCACGGCCCCCAGCGCGCGCCCCCCACUGCCGCCGCCGUGCAGAAGACCAAGGUGCCGCUCGCCAAAGCCAGCUACGGGCAGCGGAACCUGGAGCCGCCGAGCCCCCCGCAGCGCCCAGCUGGGGACGAGAGGGGCAUCUUGUCCCCGCGGCAGGUGGCUGAGGUCUCCCACCUGCUGCGGCUGUACCAGGCCAAGGGCCGCGUGGCCCCCUCUUCCGAGGAGCUGUUCGCCUACCUGCGCUCCGGCGACAGCAGCGGGCCCGACGUGAAGGGCGACGGGGGCCACGUGAACCCGGCCACCCGGAGGAACCUUGACCCCAGGCUGCCUGAGGCCGGCAGGAGAGAGGUGGGUCCCACCCGGCGCCCGUCCAGCGGCCGGCCCGGCCCCGAGAAGACCCACGGCCUUGGCAAGGGCGGGCGGAAGGCGGCCCACCUUGGCCCCCGCGCCGGCAGGGGGGGCGGUGUGUGGAGAUGAAGCAGGGUCCCUGUGGGCGUCCUGAUGCCUUCACAUCCUGCACCCCUGGGUAAAGCACCCCCCGGGCCCAGACACCCCCCCCCGGGCCCAGGGGUCUCCCCGUUCUCACCCCCAGUUCACAGGUUAUGUUGCUGCCAGGGUGGCACAUGGGGCAGCAGGGCAGGGCUGCCCCCCAUCCGCACUGUGUUGCGUUGCUCUAAGUUAUUGCCCUCCUGUUGGGGCGCUGUUGGUUAGUUUUCUAAAUAAAGAAGAGUUGGUUUUGCA
Molecule: messenger RNA, 3403 nt
Organism: Dermochelys coriacea (leatherback sea turtle)
Lineage: Eukaryota; Metazoa; Chordata; Testudines; Dermochelyidae
Gene: CNTROB
Product: centrobin, centriole duplication and spindle assembly protein
Biological process (GO): regulation of cilium assembly; centriole replication; centrosome separation
Cellular component (GO): centrosome; centriole
Source: RefSeq, a predicted model, not a curated record